This is a messenger RNA of Oryza sativa Japonica Group (Japanese rice), 2415 nucleotides long. Its product is annotated as putative MO25-like protein At5g47540. NCBI's taxonomy places the organism in Eukaryota, Viridiplantae, Streptophyta, Magnoliopsida, Poales, Poaceae. The record is from RefSeq and is a predicted model, not a curated record. Gene Ontology annotation, molecular function: protein serine/threonine kinase activator activity. Gene Ontology annotation, biological process: intracellular signal transduction.
AGUGACUAGCGAGCGCUGAGUGCAUCACCGGCCAAGCAGCCAAGCGGCGGCGGUGCCAACCGGAGGGGCGGCGAGGCUUGGCGCUCGCCCGCGCACCACCCUCCUCCUCCCCCCGAAGAACGGCAAGCGCCAGCGAUGGAGUAGCUUGGUGGCGGAGGGCUUGAUGGCGGAGGAGCUCGGUGGCGAGACGGCCCGAGCGGCGACGGCGCCGGGCAGCGACAACGACGGCGACGCCAGCCUCCUCUUCUCCUUCCCCGCUCUCGCCUCCUCCUCCUCCAGCCCGUCGACUACCUCGCCCCUUUCCCCUCUAUCCUCUAGCAUAGUGUGGGUCCCGCUUGAGACGUGAAGAACUCGUAGCCAAAGUUGGCUACUCGGACCUGAGCAAGCUGCACGGUUUGACGAUGUGGCAUGGAAUAUUCGUUUUUGGGUGUGGAGGCUGAAUGCCACUUAAGCCCACUGUGAAUGGCCAUGGCCUAGGAGGACAUGUCUACCGCAGCGGAUAAUCGAGGCCGUUGAUUGCUGAUCCCAAUGACAGGUGGAAAUAUUUCUCUGGUCGAUGAUUGCGUUGAUUCGUGUUCAGGCAAAGGCCGCUGAAUCCAAAGCGGAUCACAGAAUUGGCACGCACAGAAAGAUAACAGUUAAAAACGAAGGAGAAAAAAAAAGUUGGGAGAAAAGCGGAGCAGGGAAGGAGACAGGGGAGAAGCGUCGAGAAACGCACCGCCCCCUAGCCCUAGGCUUGCCUCCUUCCGCGCCGGUGGGUGGGUGGAUAGGGGAGUAGGAGAGGGGGAUCUCGGCCACCGCCCACCGCCACCGCCGCGCCGCCGCCGCGCGCGCGCGCGCAUCGCGUCACGAUCUCGCGAGACCCCGAACCCCACGAACCCUCGCCGCGUCGCCGCGGGCCGUCGCGGUGGGGGAGGAGGAGGAGGGGUGGGUACUCGUUCUCCCAGUGGGGGAGGGUUUUGCCGCGGCGGGACCAGUGGCGCUGUUCCGGGGCUGCUUCUCCUUCGGGUCGGGGGGGCGGAGGAGGCCCGCCGCCUCGCCCCUGCCCUCGCCGCCGCGGGCGCCGCCGCUAGCCUCCUCCGCCUCCGCCGCCGCCGCGGCGCUAGCGGCAGCGGACGACGGCGCCAAGAUGAAGGGCCUCUUCAAGUCCAAGCCGCGGACGCCGGCAGACGUCGUGCGGCAGACGCGGGAGCUCCUCAUCUUCCUCGACCUACACUCCGGAUCACGCGGCGGCGACGCCAAGCGCGAGGAGAAGAUGGCAGAAUUAAGCAAAAAUAUCAGGGAGUUGAAGUCAAUUCUUUAUGGCAAUGGUGAAUCUGAACCUGUGACUGAGGCUUGCGUGCAAUUGACCCAAGAAUUCUUCAGAGAGAACACUUUACGGCUUCUAAUUAUUUGUCUUCCGAAAUUGAACUUAGAGACCAGGAAAGAUGCAACUCAAGUUGUUGCAAACUUGCAAAGGCAGCAAGUCUCCUCAAAAAUAGUUGCAUCUGAGUAUCUAGAAGCAAAUAAAGAUCUUUUGGACACCUUAAUUUCUGGGUAUGAGAAUAUGGACAUUGCUUUGCAUUACGGCUCUAUGCUGAGGGAAUGUAUUCGCCACCAAAGUAUUGCAAGGUACGUUUUAGAGUCUGACCACAUGAAGAAGUUCUUUGACUAUAUACAACUUCCAAAUUUUGACAUUGCAUCAGAUGCUUCUGCGACCUUUAAGGAACUUCUGACAAGGCAUAAAGCUACCGUGGCAGAAUUUCUGUCAAAGAAUUAUGACUGGUUCUUUUCAGAAUUCAACACUAGGUUGCUAUCAUCAACCAACUACAUAACAAAAAGGCAGGCUAUCAAGUUCUUGGGAGACAUGCUGCUUGAUAGAUCCAACUCUACAGUCAUGAUGCGUUAUGUUAGUUCAAAAGAUAAUCUUAUGAUUCUCAUGAAUCUCUUGAGAGAUUCAAGCAAAAAUAUUCAAAUUGAAGCAUUUCAUGUGUUCAAGUUAUUUGCGGCAAAUAAAAACAAGCCAACUGAGGUUGUAAACAUACUAGUCACAAACCGAAGCAAGCUUCUCCGAUUUUUUGCCGGAUUCAAGAUUGACAAAGAGGAUGAACAGUUCGAGGCAGACAAAGAGCAGGUCAUAAAGGAGAUAUCUGCACUUUAGUGUCCUUCUGUAUACCUCGCGGAGGCUUUUGGUCAAUGCGUCUGCCUAGUGGUCUCUCGUGGACUACUGUAUUUAUCCCACCCCGAGAGGCUUUCGCAUGGAUGGAUUCACCGCGAGUAUAUUAACGCGGUGGCCGGUGGCUGGAUGGUGUUGCUGGGUGAUUUGUUAGAAGGUUCUUGUGUAAUAAUAUACUUCUACAUAUUGCUAUAUGUUACUUGGAUUCAGGCAAAUCAUAUUGAUGGUGCUAUGAAGAUGUGAUAUGUUUACAUAUUUUA